Molecule: messenger RNA, 3076 nt
Organism: Pseudo-nitzschia multistriata
Lineage: Eukaryota; Bacillariophyta; Bacillariophyceae; Bacillariales; Bacillariaceae
Source: the annotation of a GenBank genome assembly
AGACGAUAGAAAAAUAAAGAGUUCGCCGCGGAGCGAGUUUUUCGAAUCGAUCACAUCUUUGACCGUGGAAACUUCCCGCAAGCAGCAACCAGCAUCGACACAGUCACCGUCGACAUCGUCACCGACUACUUUGAUUGUCAAAUUAGAAAUACGUUGAAUCUGAACAGGGAACUUUCAUCGCCACCGUUAAGAAUGCCGUGGUCCUUGUCCUCGUCCUUUGUGGCUCGGACGAUCCUCUCCCAAUGGAUUGUGUUCUGGUGCACCUCACUACUAUAUCUGGAUCCGACGAAGUGUGGUUGCUCCCUUGCAUAUUCACCGAGCUUUUAUUCUCCCAUUCGAUGCAGUAGAAGGGGUGCAUUUGGAGGUGAUCAAAUAGUCCCUUCGCAGCAACGAUUUCGAAAACAGGCCCACCGGUCGAGGUCGGCACUGUUGUUGGCUGCUAACAAGAAAACUCCGAGAGACGACAACGAAAGCGACGAUCAAGGUUCAUCAUCAAAGAGGGACAGCAGCAAUCCAAAAAAGAAGAAUAGAAAAAACAAUAAGUCGGGGAAAAAAUGGAUGUUUCGUAAGCGGAAGGGCAACGAGGAUGACGAGGACGACAAAGAUUGCGACAGUGACAGUGACUGGAACAGCAAUUUAGAAGGAUCAGAUCAAUUACUCAACACAAACCCAGAUAACAAACCAGACAGAGCUGAUGCAAGCAGUCUCUCCGACGAAAUCUCUUCCACAAAUGCAAGUCACAAAGAUGUUGACGACCAUCAAACUGAACUGAGAUCCGAAGAGCAAACAACACACGAAGGUCAGGAUAACUCAUCGAUAACGCCUAACGAUCAAGAAGACGAUUCAAUAACUAUUGCGGAGGACAACAAGGUGGAAGAACAAAACACACGCGAUGUUACAUCCGAAAGAGGAAAAGUUGACGAAGAUCCAGAGUUAGUGACUAACGCUGAAACGAAGAAGAAAGCGGAAAUCGAUGAGACAGAAAGAAAAACCAGCAGAUUUGGGUUCUUUGGGUUUCGGGAAAGGAAGAAGAAAGCUACUGAUGUUGACGACAAGAAUACGACCGUUGCAUCAAUAGCAGACUUGGAUUCGAAAAACCUGGAGAAGGCAUCUGAGCUGAUCGUAGGCUUCAAUCCCCCCGGACCGCCCCGAAAUGCCACAACGAAUGCAGACGGGAGAGAGGACGAUUCCGUUGCAAAAAAAAACAAGAAGAACAGCGGCGGUGCUCUGGGAAAGAUAACCCGAACGCUUACGUUGCUGCUUGCCGUGAUGCUCUAUCCGAUUGUUGCGGACGAAGUCGGGGACCACAUCAUCGUUAGUUCUUCGUCACCAGCCGUACCCCGGACGCGAUCCUUGGGAAGAGAGCAAGACGGGGAAGGUACACCCGAAUCGGGCAACGACGACAUCGGUGAAGGCAAAAAGUUUGAAGCGGCAGAAAAGGGCAGCGGCCAUGACCCGGACGCUGGAAGUACGAGUCGCGAAGGUGGAGUCGGCGACGAAGCAUGGAAGGACAAAAUGCCACCGCCUCCGCGGCAACGUACCUACGCCAGCAGCAACAGCAACAACAAUAAGAACAACGGCCCCGGUUAUUCCUUGAACGACCGGCGCAAGAUGGCGCUGUCAUUUAUUUCGGAAGUCGUCGAACAAGUCGGUCCAGCCGUGGUUCGAAUCGAUACCGAAUCCCAGGUGAACAAUAGAGGGGGGUACAGCAACUACGAUUCGAACUUUGUGCAACAGGGCCAGGGAUCUGGUCUGAUCUUUUCGUCCGAAGGCUUUAUUCUGACCAAUGCACACGUUGUCGAAAGUGCCACCAAAGUCAAAGGUAAGAAGAUGCGAAUCGGCAAAAACCACAGUGCAAUGCAACGGGGCUCUUUCCUCUUGGAACCGAACGCAAAAAUUCUUUUGCCGUAGAAGGACUUCCUUUCUCAUUUGCAGUGUCUCUUCGUUCCAAACCACCCGUUCCUGUUUCGCGAGAGCAGUCACCCUGACCGAUGGAAGAGUCUAUCGGUGCACCGUCACGGGGACGGACGACAUCGUAGACAUUGCCGUCCUGAAAAUCCUGUCGGAAGACGGUCCCCCAGUGGCGAACCUGCCGGUGGCGGAGUUUGGAAACAGCGACGAGCUAAGGGUUGGAAAAAUCGUCGUUGCCGUGGGCAGCCCCGGGGGCCUGGACAACACGGUCACGAUGGGCAUCGUGUCCGGGCGGGAGCGGUCCUCCAUGAUGGUGGGAAUCCCCCACAAGCUCGUGAACUACAUACAGACGGACGCGGCCAUCAAUCCUGGAAAUUCCGGUAGGUGACGGUGUCGUUGCCUCAGGCUCCGUGCAGGCCGGUGUCCCAUCGACCCGCGGCGGUCUCUUUGCACGGUGUUUCUCACCUUCCUUUCUUGCUUUGGUGUGUGUGUGUGUGUGUGUUUUUUUUUCCUUCCUUUUCGAACCAACAGGCGGGCCCCUGAUCGACGUGGAGAGCGGCACGGUCAUUGGCAUCAACGCGGCGAUCCGGGCCCACAUGGAGGGAACCAGCUUUGCCAUUCCCAUCAACCGGGUCCGGGACAUCCUGGGCGACCUGUCCGACGGAAAGGAGAUCAAGCACGGGUACAUCGGCUGCCAGCUCACCACCUGCACCCCCGACUGGGCCCGGGAGAACAACGCCAAGGCCGGCGGAGCGGACCAGGGCGGGGCCGGAAGCGGCAAGGGGAGGCCGGCCUCCAUCCCCGAGGUCUACGGGGCGCUGGUGCACAAGAUCUACGGAAAGUCCCCGGUGCACCUGGGCGGCCUGCGGGAGCAGGACGUCAUCCAGAGGAUCGGGUCCGAGCCGGUCCUGUCCGCGGGCGACGCGAGCCGGCUGAUCGACCUGGCGGUGCCCGGGGAGAGCGUUCCCUUCACGGUCCUCCGCAACGGGCGCGUGAGGGUCAUCAGCGUCCGGCCCAAGGACAUGUCGAGCACCCAGCGGGAGAUGCAGCGGGAGAAGCAGCGGCGGCUCCAGGACGAGAAGCGCCGGUUCCAGGAGCUCGGGCCCUUUCGGUCCCUGCUGCGGGACUGAAGCGGCGAGCGGGGAAAUACAUCCGGUCCGGGCCG